AUUCGGCAAAAAUCUUCACAAUUUUCUCAGUUCUUGACAGGUACCCAUCAGCACUGCAAACACCCAUUAUAUUCCAUUCCAGAAUCGUUUCAUUUCCCAAAAAGAAUUGUUCUGUUGUGUAUAAAAUGGAGCAGAACACAGUGAACGGUAUAAUAAACAGGCUUCUGGAGCUGAGGGGAAAACCUGGGAAGCAGGCCAAGCUAUCUGAGUCGGAGAUCAAGCAAUUGUGUUUGGUUGCUAAGCAGGUUUUCUUGCAGGAGCCUACUCUUCUUGAGCUCCCAGCACCCAUCAAGAUUUGUGGUGAUAUUCAUGGUCAAUAUUCUGAUCUUCUGAGGCUUUUUGAAUAUGGUGGAUUUCCUCCCGAGGCAAAUUACUUGUUUUUGGGCGAUUAUGUUGAUCGCGGCAAGCAAAGCCUGGAGACGAUAUGCCUUCUGCUGGCAUACAAAAUUAAAUACCCAGACAACGUUUUCCUGUUGAGGGGAAACCAUGAGUGUGCUUCCAUUAACCGUAUAUAUGGGUUCUAUGAUGAAUGUAAGAAAAGGUUUAGCGUCAAACUGUGGAAGACCUUCACGGAAUGCUUUAAUUGUUUGCCAGUUGCAGCGCUGGUUGAUGGGAAGAUUCUCUGCAUGCACGGAGGCCUGUCUCCUGAUCUUCAGAGCCUCGACCAAAUUAGGAACCUCGAGCGACCAAUGGAUGUGCCCGAUACGGGCUUACUCUGUGAUCUUCUUUGGUCAGAUCCUAGUCGGGAGGUUCAGGGGUGGGCAAUGAAUGAUCGAGGAGUCUCGUACACUUUUGGUGCAGACAAGGUGACUGAGUUCCUCGAGAAGCACGAUAUGGAUCUUAUUUGCCGUGCCCAUCAGGUGGUCGAGGAUGGCUAUGAGUUCUUCGCUAAGCGGCAGCUGGUGACUAUAUUUUCAGCACCUAACUACUGUGGAGAGUUUGAUAACGCUGGUGCAAUGAUGAGUGUUGAUGCAACUUUGCUUUGCUCGUUUCAAAUACUAAAGCCUACAGAAAAGUCAAAGGUUAACAUUGGGGCUACUGCUUCGGAUAAACCUAGAGGCGUUUUUAGCUCCAUGAUGGCUAAAUCUGGACCUCCCACCGGAAUGAAGUCUUUUCUUAACUCAAACGUGUGGUAAUGGGAGAUUGGAGGUCUCAGAAGGGUGGCUGAAGCUGGCUGUUACCAGACUUUUCUGGGUCGAUGACAAACUGCAUAGGUAGCAGAAACCAAGGAUGCAGAUAAUAGUUUUUAAUCUUUUUAUAACAGACCGCAUAGGUUCAUGUUUUGUUGUUUGUUUUAGCUAUUAAAAUGUUUUAGUGUUGGGUUAUGGCUGUAGAUAAUAUGUUUCUUCUUUCCUGCAACUUAUAUUAUGGUAAUACAGAAUUCUGUUGUUCCA
Molecule: messenger RNA, 1394 nt
Organism: Ipomoea nil (Japanese morning glory)
Lineage: Eukaryota; Viridiplantae; Streptophyta; Magnoliopsida; Solanales; Convolvulaceae
Product: serine/threonine-protein phosphatase PP1 isozyme 3-like
Exons: 5
Coding region: 126-1136 (336 amino acids)
Cellular component (GO): cytoplasm; nucleus
Molecular function (GO): protein serine/threonine phosphatase activity
Source: RefSeq, a predicted model, not a curated record